AUGUACUUUCUGAUUUUCUUAGUGUACAAAGUAGCUACUUUGAGGUGCCCUGCAAGUAAUGCUUUCCUUGUUCCACAUGAGUGGUACCAAUCUGGAGACUUCAUCAUUGGUGGAAUAGCGUCCCACAUGGUUUACCACUUUUUUGAAAUGGAAUUUAAUGAACAUCCUGCCAGAAGACCUAAUGAUGUACCAGUUAUAAUCACCAAAUUUUAUCAGCAUGUCCUUGCCGUGGCCUUUGCUGUGAAAGAGAUCAAUGAGGAUUCCCAGAUCUUACCUAACAUCACUCUUGGGUUCCAUAUCUAUGAUAGUUACCUCAAUCCUAAAAUGACCUAUCGUACCACUCUGGACCUCCUUUUUAAAUCCCAGGAAUUUGUCCUUAACUACAAAUGUGAUAGCCAGAAAAAACUCAUGGCUAUUAUUGGAGGAUUGGAUUUUGAUACAUCAUCUUAUAUCGCUGAAAUAAUGGGUUUCUUCAAGUUUUCACAACUGACAUAUGGCUCAUUGGCCCAAGAUGCGUUUCAGACCAGUAAGCUCUCUUCACUUUAUUUCAUGGUCCCAAAAGAGGAACAUCAAUACAUUGGGAUUAUCCAACUACUUCACCAUUUCAGGUGGACAUGGAUUGGGAUUUUUGCUGUUGAUAACAACAAUGGAGAAAAUUUCUUACAGAAAAUGCAGUCCUUACUUUCAGAGAACGGAAUCUGCUCAUCGUUCAUAGAAAGGCUUCCACAACUGGUUCACUUGGAGGACUUCCCAGAAGUUUAUCAUAAAAUCUCAAUUACCUCCAUUAAUUUGAUGAACAGCAAAGCCAAUGCAUUUCUUGUCUAUGGAGAAUCCUGGGCUAUUAUGUGGCUAAGAACUGUUACAUUUUUGGCAGAUCCUGAAACCAAAGAAAUGGCAUUAUUUAGAAAGGUGUGGAUCAUGACUGCGCAGAUUGAUUUCAUAUUAUCAGGACUUCAAAUCACAUGGGAUCUCAAGAUGUUCCAUGGGGCUAUUUCCUUCACUGUUCAUUCAAGAGCAGUUGUAGGUUUCAAGGAAUUUCUUCAGACUGUAAAUCCUCUUUCAGACAACCGAGAUGGGUUUCUGCAGGAAGUUUGGGAACAAUCAUUUGAUUGUUCAUUUCCAAAACCAGAGUUACAAGAAAUGCAGAAUAGGAAAUGCACUGGGGAGAUGAAGCUGGAGGACCUUCCUGGGCCUUUGUUUGAAAUCGAAAUGACUGGCCAAAGCUAUAGUAUUUACAAUGCUGUUUAUGCAGUGGCUCAUGCUUUGCAAAGUCUACUCAUUCUGGAGUUCAAUAGAAAGAAGACUAAGAUGGAUAAAAAACCCGAUUUUCAAUAUCUGCAGGCUCUUCCACUUUCUCGAUGCAAUGACCCUUGUUUCCCUGGAUCCAGGAAGAAAGGGAUUGAGGGGGAACAGUUCUGCUGCUAUGCCUGUGUUCCAUGUCCAGAAGGGAAGAUUUCAAAUCAAAAUGAUAUGGAUGACUGUUUUGAAUGUUCAGAAGAUCAGUAUCCAAAUAAAGAAAAGAAUGGAUGUAUCCUGAAAGUUAUGGUAUUUCUAACCUUUGAAGAAAAUUUAGGAAUUGGUUUAGCCUCAGCAGCUCUUUGUUUCUUCUUCUUGACAUCUUGGGUACUUGGAACUUUUAUUAAGCACAGGUAUACUCCGAUUGUCAAAGCCAACAACAGGUUCCUCACCUACACCCUGCUUGUCUCUCUUCUGCUCUGUAUUCUCUCCUCUUUGAUCUUUCUCAGCCAUCCUGGCAAAGUGACCUGCCUUCUCCGACAAUCAAUGUUUGGUAUCACUUUCUCAGUGGCCAUUUCUAGUGUAUUGGCUAAAACCAUCACUGUAGUUUUGGCUUUCAUGGCCACUAAACCAGGAUCUCAGAUGAGGAAAUGGGUGGGGAAAAGAGUGGCUUUUUGUACUGUCCUUUCCUGUUCUCUCUUCCAAGUAUUGAUUUGCAUUACUUGGUUGUCAACAUCUCCACCAUUCCCUGAGUUGGACAUGUAUUCAGAACUCCAAGAAAUAAUUUUGCAGUGCAAUGAGGGGUCAGCUUUCUUCUUUUAUUGUGUCUUAGGCUACAUGGGUAUCUUGGCUAUUGCCAGCUUUUUUGUGGCUUUUCUUGCCCGUAAACUACCUGACAGCUUCAAUGAAGCCAAGUUCAUCACCUUCAGCAUGUUGGCCUUUUGCAGUGUGUGGAUCUCCUUCUUUCCAGCCUAUCUGAGCACAAAAGGAAAAGCCAUGGUAGCUGUGGAGAUCUUCUCCAUCUUGUCCUCCAGUGCUGCACUACUGGGAUGCAUAUUUUUCCCAAAAUGCUACAUAAUUAUUUUUAGGCCUGACCUCAACCACAGGGAGCAACUCACAAAGAGAAAUUAG
Messenger RNA from Crotalus tigris (Tiger rattlesnake), 2367 nucleotides. Its product is annotated as vomeronasal type-2 receptor 26-like. Bases 1 to 2367 code for a protein of 788 amino acids. The transcript has 5 exons. The record is from RefSeq and is a predicted model, not a curated record. Lineage: Eukaryota; Metazoa; Chordata; Lepidosauria; Squamata; Viperidae. Gene Ontology annotation, molecular function: G protein-coupled receptor activity. Gene Ontology annotation, cellular component: membrane. Gene Ontology annotation, biological process: G protein-coupled receptor signaling pathway.